Hippocampus comes (tiger tail seahorse) is the source of this 1127-nucleotide messenger RNA. RefSeq names its product WAP four-disulfide core domain protein 1-like. The coding region runs from base 1 to 648 and encodes 215 amino acids. Gene Ontology annotation, cellular component: extracellular region. Gene Ontology annotation, molecular function: peptidase inhibitor activity. Gene Ontology annotation, biological process: regulation of cell growth. The transcript has 6 exons. The record is from RefSeq and is a predicted model, not a curated record. Lineage: Eukaryota; Metazoa; Chordata; Actinopteri; Syngnathiformes; Syngnathidae.
AUGGCCACACCCUUAGAUGGAGAAAAAAUGGUGGCUUUUGCUGCUAACUUCAUAUGGUCGACUUUAUGGAGACAUUCACUGGAAGCAAUUUUUCAGCAACUUGCCCUUCUGGUCUCGCAGGACUACGAGUAUCCCAACCACCCGCAGUCCACACAGCACCAGAAAAAUGACCGCUGCCCACCACCCCCUCAGAUGCUCCCAGAAAGGGCCUGUGAGGUGCCAGGCUGCCGCUCGGACUCAGAGUGUGAGCGCCAUAAACGCUGCUGCUACAACGGCUGCAUCUAUGCCUGCCUGGAAUCCGUUCAGCCCCCGCCAGUCCUCGACUGGCUGGUGCAGCCCAAGCCUCGGUGGUUAGGGGGCAACGGUUGGCUACUAGAUGGUCCAGAGGAAGUGCUGCAGGCCGAGGCGUGCAGUACAACAGAGGAUGGCGAUGAACCUCUCCACUGUCCUACGGGAUAUGAAUGCCACAUCAUCAACCCAGGAAAUCCUGCCGCUGGAAUCCCCAACCGGGGACAGUGCAUCAAGCAGCGUGCCAACUCUGAUGGACGGGGUCUAAGGCACAAAUUUUUCAAGGACUACAAGGACUACUUAGGUACCAGCACAAACAACGCAGGAGGCUACGAGAAGCAUCACAAGCACAUGGGAUAAGCAACAUGUACCCCCUUUUUUUUCCUGCUUUCAGACUACAUUUUACAUUUUAUGUUGUAACCUCUCAAAUUAAACUGACAUCCCAGCUCCAGCACUUACACUUGCGUAAAGGCUGCUUUUCAUCACACUUCAGUCAGAAGAGAUUAAAAGCUACUACCUCCUCUAUUCUCCUCACAAAGCCGUAACCUCAGGCACGUUACUAUCUCACAGCCAAAGAAAGAUGGAACUUUGACACGUUAAGUGUCAUCUUUGAGUAAAGGAGAAGGAGAGAAGUAGUGAGGGUAUCAAUGCUGCUAACCAAAUAUCUCAAAAGGAAAAAAAGAUUAAUAAUAUAUAUUUUCCAUUGUCCAUGUAUGUAGUUUUUAUUCUUUCAACAUAGCAAUAAUCUGUAUUGAAUAAUAAAUUGUGUGGAGGGGCUAUUUUGUUCAAGAAAUAAUUAGAAAUAGGGAUGGGCAUAAUAAAUGAUGGUGUUAAAUUGA